AUGGAAGAUCGAGAUGGUAAAAAACCUUUUGUUAUACCUAAAACUCAUACAUCAAAUAAAGAUAUUAUCAUAAGUGAAAAACCUGAUAGUCGUAAUGUAAUUGAAUUAUUUAAUGAUAUUAAAUCAUGUGCAUUAGAAGUUCAUUUUGAUUUUCGACAAAAUCAAUGUAAAUCUUGUGAUACAAUACGUAAUCAAAAAUUACAAAAAUUAUACAAUGAAAAACGAAUUAAAAUGAAAAAAGAUCAAGAUCCUAUUGAACGUUUAGGUUUUCAUUUAAUUGCUUAUCGUGAUGUUGCAUUAAAUGUUGCUAAUAAUGGUCUUCAUUGUGAACAAUUAUCAUUUACAAUUGAAAAAUAUCUUGGUAAUCCUAAAGAUGGCGUUCAUUUAUCGAGACGUCCCGAUGUUCUUUUAACAUCAUCUGGUGCUCAAGGACUCUAUAGAUUUGGUUUACUUGUUUGUAAAAUUCUUUUGGGAAAAGGUUAUGCAACAAUACCAUCAGUAAAUAAUAAUCAAUUAUCAGCACAAUUACAUUAUGAUCAUCAUUUUUGUAAAAUUCAAUCGAUGAAUAAAGAACAACGUCAUAUUGAUGAUCUAUUAGCAGAUUCUUUAAUAUUCUGUUAUGAACAUGAAAAUCUUGAAACUAUUUCUGGUCCAUCACAAAUCUUACCAAUUGCUAUUUUAUGGUAUGAUCUAAUAGAAAAAUUUCCACCGGAAUUAAUACCUACAAAUAUGAUAAAAAAUCCAUCAAAUCAAGAAUCUCUACAUCGUAAUGGAAAUCGUAAUAAUAAAAAACUCGCACUAAAAAAGAAAAUAUCUAAUCAAUCAGUAAAACCUAUUACUUCACAUUCGAAUAAAUCCAUAGUAUCUCCAACAAUAUCAAAUUUUAUUAAUCGAGAAGAUUCUAUUCAAGAUACAACUACAUCUGAAACAAUACAAAAUUCUAUUUUAAUUGAGUCAUUAACAUCAUCAAAAACAAAAUACCCUAGUCAUUUUAUGGUUCCAUAUAAUCGAGUGUAUUCAAAUCCAUCUCUAUCUACAUCAUCAAAUACUGAACAACAACAACAAAUACAUCCUACACAAAAAAUAACUAAUUCUCGAGAUCCUCGUUUAUUACGAACAAAACGUGAAAAAACAUUAAUAUCUUCAGAAACAAUUCCAUUAUCACAACAAAAUUUAAUCUAUGAACGAUCUAUAUUAUAUAAUGUUUCAUCAAUAGAUUCAUUAAAAACUUCUUUAGAUGAACCAAUAUUAAUAACAAAAAGUACUUCAUUAAUACAAAUUCCAUUAAAUUCUUCUAUAAUACUAAUUGAUCCACGUUUAAAAACUAUUAAAAAUACACGAAAUAUUUUUUAUCUUGAAUUACAAACUGUUAAACAUGCUAUACAACAACAAAAACGUCUUAAUCAUUAUUAUGAUACAAAAAAUGGUUUAAUAUCUAAAACAAGUUAUACAAUUAUACCAUUUGUUAUACGACAAGUAUUAAAUGAUGAAUAUGAACGUUUAUUAAAUGAUGAUAAUAAUAGAUAUAAAUUUCAUAAACAUUCAAAUAGUACUGAUUAUUCAUCAUUAUAUGUAUCUGUUAUUGAUUGUUUUAAUUUUGGUUUAAUAAAAUCAACAAUAAAUAAUCAAACAUAUAUUGAUUUAGAGCAAUAUGAAAAUAAAUUAGCAUAUGAACAAAUUGAAAUAUCAAAUGAAUUAAUACAACGUGAAAAACAAUUAAAUUCACAACAUAUACGUUUACGUUUACGUGAAAAACGACAAAGAAAAAUGCAACAACAAAUAAACGAAAAAAAAAUUUCCGAUAAAUUAUCAAUAAUAAAUUCAUCAUCAUUACCUAAUUCAAAAUUAUAUUUAACAACUGGUAGACAAUUAUUAAAAGAACAUAAAUUAACAACUAAAUCACUAAAUACACCUAUACCAUUAGAUUUAUUAGAUUUUUUUUCUCAAGAAUAUAAAAAUGAAAAUCGUCCAUAUGUUAAACAGCUUUUAGCUGAACUUGUUGGAAUAUUUAUUGAAAAAUAUCAUAUUGAACAUAAUCAAAUAGAAGGAAAUAAUGAACAAAAUCAAGGAGAAAAUCUUAGAUCAAUUAAAGAACCGAUUGCCGAUGAUGAAACAAUCAAUUCUGUCAUUGACAUGGAUAUCGAAUCUCCAUCUUCUGAAGGAUUAUGUGAUCAUGAUGAACGUUUUCGAAUACCAACACCACCACCACCACCACCACCAUUACCACCACCAUUACCACUCCCACCAUUACCAUCUAUAAAUGAUAUAAUCUAUGCUCAACCAUUAACAUCUUUUAUUUUAACAAGUACAUUAUCAAAUGAAUCAAAUAGAAUUUUUGAUAAUUCAAAUUAUAAUGAUUCAUAUCAUAGAUCAAUUGAACAAUAUCAACAAAAGGAAAUUCAAUUGACAAAUUCACAUUUAAUACCAAAAUCUGAAUCAAUAAUAAAUUCAUCAGAAGAAACAGUUUUAAAAACAUGUUUAGGAGGACUAUAUGAAUUAUCAUCAAGUGAUAAUAGUCUUAUUGAUGAUAAUCAUUCAUUAUCUAUAAAUGAUAAUAUACAACAAGAAGAAAAUAUUCUUUUACCAUUAGUUAAAAAUUCAUCAAGAAGUAUACAAGAUAAUUCAAAUCAAUCACGUGAUGAAUUUGUUCGAUUAUUAACACAAGAAGCUUGUAUGUCAAAAUCAUCAAGUCCAGAUAAAAAUCAAAAUAAUCAUAAACGUACAUAUGAUUAUCAUCAUCAUAAUCGAAGACGAUCAUUUGAUGAUAAUGAUCAUACAAACAAGCAUUCAACAUCAAAUCAUUCAAAUUCUCAUCGAUUUUAUUCACAUUCAUCAAAUAAUAAAACUCGAUCUGGAAAAUCAUCACAGAAAAAAAUUUCUUCAACUCGAACUGUAACACUUACUUCAAAACAAUCAAAUGAUAAUCAACAAAUUAUUGAAAUAUUAAAAGAUGAUAAUGAAAAUGAUUUUGAAGAUGAACCAAUGACUAAGCGUAUGAAAACCGAUUCACAUUCUCCAUCAUCAAAUAUAACAACUAAAACUGAAAAUAUAAAUGAAACAAUUGAAAAAGAUUCAAGUCUUAAAUCUAUAGUAACUAUACCAACAACUGAUAAUGAUCAUGAUUAUCGACAUGAUCUUCAUGAAAAACGCCGAACAACUAGUAAUUCUAAUCAAUCAAUAACAGAUAAUUCAAUAAAUAAAUCUUCACGUUCACGUUCAAAAUCAAAAGAUCGACGACGACAACGAUCAUCAACAAAUUCACAUUAUUCAUCAAUAAAAACUUUUCAAACAAUAUCAAAAUCAAAAGAUUAUUUACAAUCAUCAAGAUCAUCAUCGAUAUCAAGUCGAACAUCAUCAUCAAAUGAUAAUUAUCAUCGACAUCAACAAAUUAAAUCAAGAGAUGAAUAUCAAUAUGAACAAAAACGAUCAUCUGAUUUCUUAAAUCGUCAACAUAAACAAUAUAAAAAUCAAUUAUCAAAUCGAUAUGAUAAUAAUCUAUAUAAUGAAACAUCUUAUCGAAAUUCUUUAACAUCAACAUAUCAUCAACAUAAUUUAAAUGAUUUAAUUAUACCUGAUAAUUUACAAAAUGUUCAACAACGACAACAUAUACGUCAUAAAAGAUUUAAUUAUAAUCAUCAAUCAGUUGCUGAUCAUCCACGUUUUUCUAAUCCAAAUAUUCUAUCUCCUCCGAAACCACUCAUGGAUUUUCAUUACCCAAAAUCAUCAACACAUAAUCGUAGUUCUUCACCGGUGACAAUUCAAGAUCGAAAGUAA
Messenger RNA from Rotaria sp. Silwood2, 3774 nucleotides. The record is from the annotation of a GenBank genome assembly. NCBI's taxonomy places the organism in Eukaryota, Metazoa, Rotifera, Eurotatoria, Philodinida, Philodinidae.